Molecule: messenger RNA, 691 nt
Organism: Melampsora larici-populina 98AG31
Lineage: Eukaryota; Fungi; Basidiomycota; Pucciniomycetes; Pucciniales; Melampsoraceae
Exons: 4
Coding region: 376-666 (96 amino acids)
Source: RefSeq, a predicted model, not a curated record
GCUUUUUAUUAUACUUCUAACUUUUCGUACUCGAAACUUCGUUUCUUUUUCCUGUUGCUCUUGCACAGGUUCGUUCUAGUAGCUCUCUGAAGCUGAGGCCUGUUUGCCGUCGUACUUACAUAUUUACCUGAUUUACCAGGUUCGUUCUAGUAGCUCUCUGAAGCUGAGGCCUGUUUGCCGUCGUACUUACAUAUUUACCUGAUUUACCAGGUUCGUUCUAGUUCGGCAAAGCCACGUAUUUCGAAUCCUUCGAACUAGAACUUCACAUAAUCAGCAUGUCAAGACUCGAGUACUCACUCCAAAAUCAACGAUGGCAUGAUAAGUCCUUCACUCGAGGCCUCGUGAGGCCGGUAAAAGGCUCUUGUAAGGGCUUGCAUGACUGCCACUCGCGGCUUCAUGAACCACACAUAUCAUAUAAAUAUUACAGAAUUUGUCCACCUUCGCUCUGACUGGUUCAACACCUCUCAAUCGGUUUAUAUGGGACUUACAGAACGGUUUGUGACCCUAUACCAUACUUGGCGCCUCAAUCCACCUUCUCCACCUGUGGUCAUCAAAGCCGCGCCGGUAGAAGUCGUGUGGCCUUUUUCUGUGGUAUUCUUGAGCCAGGUGGGCUCGGAGGUUGAGGCACAAGUGGACGCGGUCGCGACUCGACUUUUCAUCCCUUGAGCUUUGUCUUCAUCUUGCUGCCUUC